Molecule: messenger RNA, 5439 nt
Organism: Ictalurus punctatus (channel catfish)
Lineage: Eukaryota; Metazoa; Chordata; Actinopteri; Siluriformes; Ictaluridae
Gene: letmd1
Product: LETM1 domain containing 1
Exons: 9
Coding region: 22-1107 (361 amino acids)
Biological process (GO): intracellular monoatomic cation homeostasis
Cellular component (GO): mitochondrial inner membrane
Molecular function (GO): ribosome binding
Source: RefSeq, a predicted model, not a curated record
UGACAGCGGUUUUCUCGCAAAAUGGCGCCGUCCUAUAUGCGGAUGUGGUGCGGUGCCUCUAUGACUUUUCUGUGCGGAACACGGUACCUGGGGGUCACUGCGGGAUUCUGCAGGCCUAAAUCAGCCGCCACGCAACUUAGCUUAUGUUUAGUGAGGCAGUAUUCGCCUUCUAAAGCGAGGUACGGCCUCGGCCAAAGCAUCACGUCACGGUUGAAAUGGGCAAAUGAAAAGUACCAGAGAUUUCUUCAGAGACGCUUCCCUAGAUUCUACGUCCUCUAUUCCACAUUUAUACGAGGAUUUCGACUCUUCUUCAAGGAUGCCCGAGAAGUGCAUAGGAUCAGAAUUCGGAUGAUCAGAAACAACAUCGAUCCACAGAAGUUGCCUUACCGUGAAAUGGAGAAGCUCAGACAGUUCCACAGAGACAUGAUCAAAGCUAUUCCUCUGGUGAUCAUCUCCAUUCCUCCUUUUGCCAACUACCUAGUGUUUGUUUUAAUGUACCUUUAUCCACGCCAGCUUCUCAUUCGCCAUUUCUGGACGCCCCAGCAGCUGGUGGAGUUUCAGGGAGUGUAUCACGCACAGAGGGCGCUGCAUCACAGGCCACUGCUCGCUGGGUUGAAGACGACAGCAUCGCGCAUCACACACGAACAAGUGAAGAGCCGACUUAUGGAGCUGUGCAGUAAAAUCCAGGGUGGUGCUCACCCCGUUGUGUCUGAUCUCCACGCAGUGAGAAGUUUAUUCUCAGGCCCUCCACUGGGUAUCAGAAGGAUGGGUGCAGAUCAGAUGAGACACCUUUGCACAUUGCUCUUCUUAACGCCCCGCCUCCCACCGUUCUGGAUUGGCCGGCGCUUGAAUAGCCACGCCCUAGAGCUCAUGCACUUGGAUCGUGCCAUCAUCAUCCUGGGUCUCCACGAGCUCAAUGACAUGGAGCUCAAAGAGGCGUGUUAUGUGAGAGGGCUGAACGUGGAGCAGCUGAGUCCUGCACAGUGCCGAGACUGGCUGUCUCAGUGGCUGCAGUUCUCAGUGCACCUUAAAGAAUCAGAGACCUCAUUGUAUUUGCAUGGUAUGAUGCUGCUGACGGUGAACUACCCAAAACCAGCACGCAGCUGAUGAGACAUUGCGUUUUUCAACUACGCUGACCGUCAAGGAUCAGAAGUGAAGUAAACAAAAACCUCAGACAUGAGGGAGUGAACAACUUCAAGAGGGAGUGAACAACUUCAGUUAUCAGAGACGUUCCAGGCCAGUAUCAGGAUCAUACAGUGUAGGCCUCAAUUACAGUGUUGAGUGAAUAUGAGAGGAAAGGAUGGUAAUCUUCGAGUUAUUUUUGAACGUUUGUUUCCUUGAGCAAAGUGAUUAGAAAGAUGGGUGGGAAUCGUGAUGAAAGUACUAAAAACAGUACAUUGCAUAGCGGAAGUCGAUUUCGUCUUUUAGCCUUUAUCGUGUCAGAUCUGCGUAAAUGGAACAAUUGGAUCCAUUCCACAUUUACACACAACUUUGAACCUCAGAAACACAAAACGUUGCAUGCAGCACGUUCUAAUUCCAUCAUGAGAUGAUUAUGAACAUGCAUCUAAGAACAGAUGUAUGAAAAAGGGUUAACAACUCAUUCUGUUUACAUGGAGUGUUGUGGAUUUCUUCCAAAUGUGGUUCAACCACAGAUUGGUGUGGUUUUUAAUUUUGGCUUGUGCUUUGCUGCAUUUUGUUUUUUAUUUUAUUUUUUUUCCUUUUUCCUUUCCUGUGCUGUUUAAGUUUGCUGCUAUGCAUACAGUUCAUCUGUACUUUGAAAGCUGAUUGAAUUCAUCAGAACAGUAUUCAGGGUUGCCAGGUCCUCGAAAAAAAAAUAGCAGUCAAAUUGCAACCCAAAAAUAUGUCCAACUUAAUUUCUAACUGUAAUUAAUGUGAAACAAGAUCAUAUUAUACAUUUGUAAUGAAGCAGUAUUCAAAUUGGUUUACCGAAAUAUCAGUGUAAUAAUACAAGACCACUAUAGGACAUGAGCAACAUGAUGUAUUUAUAAAUAUGUAGUCUAUUAUUUGUACUUCAUAUCCAUUUACCAGUCUGUGCAUGAUUUCGCCGAGGGUUUUUGUGAUUGUUGCGGCCAAACGUGCUUGAUUUUGAGAUGCUUUUUACACAAUUUGCAGGGUUUUUUGUGCCUUUUUUUUUAAACUAAUAAUUUUUUUUUUAGCAGAAGCCUAGUUGAAUUGGCGAAGUUGCAGGAAAUAGUUUUGCACGGUCCUUCACAGUGAUGUUUGGUGACCUUUUAGCUGUACUCGUGUUUGACGCAUGAGAAUCGAAGAGGGCUUUGGCUGAAUGCGCGUCAUGAGGACGUCACAUGAAGCGUCUCGGCCCACAUCUGCAUAAAAUCUGUGGUCGUUUUGAAAAAUUGCAAGCGUUCAUUUCUGCGAUCGCAAAAUUCUGGAGGGACUGAUUUACGAGCCGAUACACUACUUGGUACAUUUUAAUCAUAAGCACAUACCCUAUACACUGCCAGUUAAAAGAUGGUGAAUAUGUGGAGUUUGUUUACAUCUUAUUAUAUUUGUUAGUGCCUCUAGAAAGUAUUUCUCUUUUUUGCUGUAUUGCAACAUCAAAUUUAAGCAAAAGAGAGAUUUUUUUUGUUCUCCUUUAGAAGUGAUUCUAAAGUAGUGUAGUGUAGUGAUUCUACAGUAAAAAUCUAAUUAAGUCAAGUACGUAGGGGAAGUGGUGGCUUGGUGCUUGGUGGGUAAGGCCCUGGGUUACUGAUCGGAAGGUCGGGUUUCAAGCCGCAGCACUGCCAAGCUGCCACUGUUGGGCCCUUGAGCAAGGUGCUUAACCCCCUCUGCUCCAUGAGCACUGUAUCAUGGAUGACCCUGCGCUCGGACCCCAACUUCCUGACAUGCUGGGGUAUGCGAAGAAAAGAAUUUCACUGUGCAUAUGUAUAUGUGAUAAAUAAAGACUCAUCAUCAUUAUAUUCACCUCAGAAUUACUUAAAAUGUUUUAUAUAAUUAAACAGAACAACCCACUUCCAGUGAAAUAAAUAUUAAACCCACAUCAGCAAAAUGUCAAAUGUAGUGUGAUUAUGUAUGAAAAUAUCAGACAUGGCAACCCUGACAAUAUCAUCAGAGAUUAUCGGAGUUAUUUGACACAGGAACAGAAUAGUGUUCAAACUUUUGCCCCGAUGAGGCCCAUGCCCCAGUUUUUAAUGAGAACUUUCUCCACCCUACACACACACACACACACACACACACACACACAAACCCAUAAAGGUUGGCAGGUCUCAUAGAUAGUCAUAUAAGUGGUUAUUUAUUUUGGUAUUUUUCAUCUCACCCUCAUGCAUUGAAUUCACACAGUUUGAAUACCUCUGCUGUAGAAAGUAUUGUGAGAAGGACAUUGAUUUUAACGCUGUGAUGAAACGCAUACAAGGACACCAAGUCCUGUAAAUGAAGUCGCCCCUGCAGAAGAAUCAUAAAGCACUUAUGUACAUACACAAUUAAAAUGAUUUGCCCCACAUAUUGGAUUGAUUCAAAGUAAAGUAACAAAACAGCUCUAAGUUGCUUUAUUGUGGUUUUUGCUUCCCUCAGUCUGGACUGCAGUCACUGAUAAGCCUUUGUAAAUGUGCCUUGAUGUUAUAAAGACAUGUUUCCAAUGACCUCUGCUAUGUAAAGAACAGAACUACUUUUUUAAAGGUCAUCUAUAAAAUCCAUUGUGUGUUUAUUUUGUUUGUUUGUUUUAUUCAACGUGUAAUGUGCAGUAAACCGUUUAAGUAAGGUGACAAAGUGAUAAAUUGUGCUUUGUUCACUUCCUUCCUUCCUCAAGCUCAUCAGGUUAUAAGCCUUCAUAAGGUUGAAAGGGUGCGUCUGAGCGGGGAGACACAGUAAGACGAGCAACGUAGCGCUAAUAUUAGCGGUCUAUAUUUAUUAUGCUUUUUCUGUUUUGUUUGGGGGGGGGAGUUCCAAUAAAUUCAACAUAAUUGAUCAAUUGGGAUUCAGCCAGACUUUCUAUAACUGACUAAUAUUACUUUUUUUUUUUUAUACCACAGCACUGUAAAAUUUUUAAUUUAUUCUAAUUAGUCAAGUUAAAUCAUAGGUUUACAUUAAACGUGCUCGUUAUUGUUUCUACAGGGUGUCCCAAGUCUCCAUACAGAGAGGAAAUUAACACUUUUUAGCAAAAUGUCUUCCAAAUACAUACAUAAAUUUUUUUCCCCCUUUUUUCAGAUAGCCUUUAAGAACGCCUUUGCCAAAAGAAGAACGUAUUGAAAUCAUUCUCAUGGCUGGAUCGGGAAGCUGUUGCAAGGUUGCGAUGGACUUUAAGAGGAAACACGACGAGCACGUCACACAAGACACUGUCGCCAAACUUAUUAACAAAUUCAAAAAGUCUGGAAGUCUUGUGGCCCGACGUGGUUCCACUGACGCAGGCACAACCGACGUGGUUCUGGCAAACAUACUCCCUGUAUGUAGACUCUGUAUGGAGACUUUUUUGGGACACUCGGUAUAAUAACAAAUCAUUCAUAGGGACUUCUAUGUUUGGUGUACCAUUUAAUCCUAGUUAUUUAACAAAGAAAACAUAAUAAUUGAUCGUUACAGUAUGGAGACAUUUGACAUUUUCGGGAGGAGUCUCAAGUGUCGGCGCUUUGUGAAAUCGGAGGUAAUUUAAAGUUUUACACUACAGGAAAGUCUUCAGGAAUUAACUUGUUUCACGGAUGUUCCGUCGCUUUAAACGUAACUACGAACAGAUAAAAAGUAGGAGACGUUCUUUACUUAAUAAAAACAAAUGUAAUUGUUGGCAAAUUGCUGUGGUAUGAGAAGGAAAAAAAACAUUUCAGGACAUGCUGUUAUUGGAAAAUAAUCAACUUUGGGGUGAGAACAGCAACUCCACUUUGUUGUUUAUUAUUAUAGAGAAACCAAUGGGGGAGGUGUGAAUUUACAAGAGUAAGGCGUUAUUUGUUUGCCCAAUCACCGCACAGCACGAGUUUCCAGUGUCAUUCAGCUACCUAGUCAAUUACUGGGCCACAACUAUAUAUUUAAUUAUUUUCAUGCUUUAACAUUUAAUUAUUGGGACAAGAAAUACUUUUGUUCUGAUUCAAAGACUGGUGAAAUUUUUGGAAUAUACUGUAGGCUAAUAAUGUAACGUGUGAAAAAUACCGAUUUGUAAUGACUUACGAUGAUUAAAUUAUACAGGGUAGCGAUACACAGUGAUAAUCAUCUGUGUCAAAACAAAUGUGUGAAAAUGUCUGGACACUGAUGAUGUUGGGGGGAAACUGUAAAAGUUUAUUGUUUAUGCCAUUCCAACAUUGAAAAUUUGAUAAUACAAUACAUGAAAUGUGAGAGUAUAAAAGUACAAUCUCUCCCUAAAAGAAGUCCAUAAAGAAUACUAAAGUACAAAUUUAUGAGACAUAACAAGGAAAUGAUAGACAGUAAUUCAGCAUCUAUGAUUAAAAAGCAAGGUUCAGGUGUUCUCUACCUGCAUAUAGG